Rhodotorula graminis WP1 is the source of this 591-nucleotide messenger RNA. RefSeq lists its product as uncharacterized. Lineage: Eukaryota; Fungi; Basidiomycota; Microbotryomycetes; Sporidiobolales; Sporidiobolaceae. Gene Ontology annotation, biological process: translation. Bases 68 to 238 code for a protein of 56 amino acids. Gene Ontology annotation, cellular component: ribosome; cytosolic small ribosomal subunit. Gene Ontology annotation, molecular function: structural constituent of ribosome; zinc ion binding. The transcript has 5 exons. The record is from RefSeq and is a predicted model, not a curated record.
GUGCUUGACCGUCCUCACGUCCAGCCCCCUAGGCCGACCUCAACCCCCCUAGUUCCCUACCAACGCAAUGACGCACAGCGCCGUGUGGAACAGCCACCCGCGCAAGUACGGCAAGGGCUCGCGCGGUUGCCGCAUCUGCCAGCACCAGGCUGGUCUGAUCCGCAAGUACGGCCUCAACAUCUGCCGUCAGUGCUUCCGUGAGCGCUCGGACGCCAUCGGCUUCACCAAGAACCGUUAAACCGGUCCCUGGUCGUCUCUCGAUGUGUUCCCGCCUCUCCCCGACAUCCUCCACCUCUCCUCGCCGUUGAAGCCGCCUCGUCGACAGGCGUCCGCCCGCCUCGCCGAUCCCUCCCACCCUCUCGACCUCCUCCUCCUCCUCUCUCCUCCGCAUCAACUGUCUUCCCUGUCUUCGUCGAUCGACGGCUGCGUGCCUCUCGAGAUGCGCAUCGCCGGCUGGCAAUGCAGCGUUUCCCUUUGUGCGUCGGGCGCCUCGAGUCGAGGAAGGUGGUCUGGGUCGGGUCGGUCGGGUCGAGUGCGUCCACCCCCCUCGACGCGUCGUGGAAAUGGCGAUCUGGGUUGGAGGAUCCCGGG